GAAGAUGCUAUUUAUGCGGCACCUCUCUGAUUAUCGACCGAAGUCCGAAAAGAAACCAAUGCUUACUUUUUGUUGGAUCCUGCUUUUGUUGGUCAGCGAAGCUGAGUUCAGCCUGUUGGGAUGUCUUCACAAAGAAUUUGAAAAGCAUUACCGUGCAAUUAAUAAUAAGGAAAUGGUCUUACAAUGCCCUCUACCAUCUCAAAGCUACACCCACGUUUUCAACAACUCGCUUACAUAUAAAAAGAAAGUUGUAUGGUUCCGGCAACAAAAAGAAGGAGAACUGCUGGAGGUUAUUGGAAAGGAAAGCACUAAUCCCACUCAAGAAGGGAAUGCACUUUGGUUCAAACCAAUACGAAAUAAUGACUCGGGAAUAUAUAUUUGUAAGAUAAGGGAAGAAGCCUCAUGUUUCAAAAUUAUCAUAGAGGUUCAAGCAAAGAGUCAGGCAAGGUGUUUGGACUAUGAGACAAAUACACUGUCUCUCAUCGCUGGAAAGGGGGAUUCAAUUUCUUGUCCUGGGCUAAAAUGUUAUGGUCAUUUAAACAGAUCACAGGUGACAUGGUACAAGAAUGGAACAUUACUAACAGAGAAGACAUUUAGACAAAGUCUAAAACUUAAGGGUGAUAAAAUCAACUUGCUUACCAUCUAUGACAAAGAUGCUGGUGUGUAUGUAUGUGAUUACAUGUUAUUUGUCAAUAAUACCAGAUGGACAAUGAGAACAGUAGUUAAAGUGAAUGUCAUUGCACCAAAUACCAUCUAUGCACCAAAAAUGUUGUCUCCCAAGGGUGUGAAGAUCCUUGAAGCAGAACUUGGAAAACCAAUUGAAAUGCAAUGCAAAGUCCAAUUUGGCUAUGAAAGAGACGUCAUACCCAUGAUAACAUGGAGCAGACACAGCCAAGAAGGAAAAAGUGAGGAACUUGAACAGAAGCAAAUAAGGGAUGAGAAAAAUGAAUUAGUGGGAGAAACAGUUAUUCAUAUAGCCAGUCUGAGGGAAGUAACUGAAAGGGACCUCAACAGCAACUUCACAUGCAUUGCUCAGAAUUCUGUGGGAAAGUCUACAGGAGUGAUCAAGCUAAAAAGAAAGGAAAGAGUGCAUUUCUUAUACAUCUUAUCUGGUCUGAUUUCAAUGUUACUUGGACUCCUUGUGAGCAGUGCUUUUAUUUAUCAGCAUUGGAUUGAAAUAGUGCUGAUGUACCGAAAUUACCUGGUCAAGGAUGAAACUAUAGGAGAUCACAAAGAGUUUGAUGCUUUUGUGUCCCAUGCGAAAAUGGGCUCCUUUGAAAGUGAUUCCAGUUUUGUCAAUGAGGAACAAUUUGCCCUGGAUGUUCUUCCAGAGGUGUUAGAGAAGAAACAUGGAUACAAACUGUGUCUCCUUGAAAGGGAUAUUCUUCCAGGAGGAGCUUAUACUGAUGAUGUUGUAACUGCUAUUAAACAAAGCAGACGAACUAUAAUUAUUUUGAGCCCCAGCUAUGUCAAUGGACCAAGCAUUUUUGAACUGCAGGCAGCAGUGAACUGUGCUUUAGAAGAUAGCACAAUAAAACUGGUUUUAAUUAAGUUCCAGGCUUUCCAAGAGCCAGAUUAUUUACCUCCAGUAGUGAAGAAAGCUCUUCGGAUUUUACCAGUGAUUACCUGGAAGUCUUCUAACUGGACUACUCCAAACAAAAAAUUCUGGAAAAAUAUACAAUAUUAUAUGCCGGUGAAGAAUACUGAAGGGUUGGGGAAAAAACAGACUAAAGGUUUCCUCCAAAGGUUAUUUAGCAUGGAUUAUUAAUAGCAUAAAUACCACUGAAGUAAGCCAGCAGACUUAGAAGAACUUCUUAUAUCAUCAGACCACUACUAUAAGAUGUGGCUGUCAUCUGACUCAUUGAUAAAUCACUACAAAAUAAAGUGAAAAGAACUCUUAUGAUGAGACAUGCAAAAAGCUAUUACUGAAAAUGUAUGGAACUUAGCACAGCUGUGAUAUGGACUUGUCUUUAAUGUGUAUAUAUAUAUUCAGAUAUAUAAUAUUUAUUUGUUUUAAGCUCAUGUCCAGAAAUCCUACAGUGGGUGAGCUCCCACCAUUUUGUUAAAUGCUGUACAAACAUGAGGUAAAAGAGUAUGCUAGAGGAGCUAACACUCCAUGAUGUCCUCAGAAAGCCAGAUCUUCAUUUAGAGGUAAUUUGCACUGACUUUUGGGCUUUCUUAUGUGGAAGAAGCUAAAACUGUAAAUCCGUAGAGAUGUGAUCUCUUGAAGUACUUAGCAUUUGCCUAGCUCUGCUGUAUUAAAAGUCAAUGGCCAAACUCCUGUUGACUUCAUUGGAGUAAUGCUGAGCAUAUUUGAAAGGUUUAACAUUUCCUGAAUAGACUGGGUAACACCUGGACUUGAAAACAAGCUUACUGAAGCUUAGUUUAGGUAAAGGGAGAGAAAACUUGUAGGUUGGGGGAAGCAGCUAGAAAAUAUUCUAGGAAAUCCUCAGCAUUUAGGAAUAAGCUUCUCCCAUUCUACAGAUGGGGAGAAUCCCAGUCUCUGAUCCACAUAUAACUUUGUUGAAAACUCAGUAAGGAGAUUCUCCUGGAGUCUUCCUCUCCAUAGAAUCGCCCAUGGGUGGAUCUAGGAUUUUGAAAAGGGAGUCACACACGGGGCACGUCCAGAUCAGCGAACAUAUGCAGUAUGCAGCACCGCAGACCCAUCUGCAGUGCCACACAUCACACGUGCAGGCAUCCCCCCAAUGCUGAUUUGCAGUGGGGGUGGAGGAUGCAACCUUGGUGUCAAAUAAACCCGUGCUAGAAAAAAAGCAGGGUGGUGCCUCUGGUAGCAGUAUGUGCCACCUGAAAUCAGAGCCUGGCUGGCCAGAGCCACACUCUGGUUGCUGGCCAGGCUCUCUGCUGCUGGAUUGCCACUGCUGGAGCCCCAGGAGGUCCCCAGGGCCUGGGUAAUACUGGUGGGGCCAGCCCAGGUGCCCCCUACCUCACCCAGGGCAACUUGCUGUGUGCCAGAGUAUGCAUGCACAGGCAUUCUCCAGGAACAAGUAGAAGCGGCACAAUUAUGUGCCGCUGCUAUUUGUCCCUCGGGAAACACACAUGUGCGCAUUUCUGGAUGUACUCAUAGAUUUUUUUAUAGCACCAACUGGGUCUAAUUAGAUAGAAAUAUGGAAUUGGGUAUUAACAUCUUACUGAAAAUACUGGAGUUUGUACCACCUCACUGACAUUUCCCUUUAUAUGCUGAACAAGACCAGAGACCAGCUGGAAUGCUAUUUUAUGGUAUCUGAACCCAGGCAGCCCGAUCAUUCUUUGUGAGGGAAAGAAAAUUCUAACAAGUGUAAAAUAUUUUACUCAUGCGGACACAUACAUAUUAUAUUGACUUGAUUCCCCUGUCCAUCAGUCCCCUGAACUUGAUAGGUACUAUUGGUGGGCAGCAGCCAAUAUACGGUCAAUCAGUUGUAUAGUGCCAAUAAGGCCAUAUACAAAAGACCAUAUUGUUACAGUCUGGAGACUUAUCUUAUUUCUGACCAUUCCUGGCUUCCUCAAGCACAAGAAUUUUCAGUCAUAGAUUUCAAACAGAUGCUCCUUUGGGAUAUAAUCACAUGAUUCCCUACUCUCAGGUUAUGUCUACAUGAGACACUGGCCAAAUAAUACUGCACAGUAAUGUGUCACAGCACUAACAGUGCUAAUAUGCUACUGCAUAGUAUUAUUAGGCUAGUGUGCAGUAGCAUCAUUUAAAAGGUGUUUGCUGGCACUACUGCACAAUAACUCUGGUUAUUGCACAUUGAUUAUACAAGUACCAAAUAACUGCUCAGUAAUCACUGUGUAGUAAUGUCUUGUGUAGAUGCAUCCUUAGACAGGACCUUAGUCUGUUGUCCCAGGUUACCGUAAUUACCUCAGCUGGCCUGUGUUAUCUUCAGCACUGAAGUUCUGUUCUGUCCAAGAGCUGUGACUGAUGGUACCCACAGACCAAGCUAAAAGCUUUGCAAAAGCAAAAAUUGUUUAUUCAAAACCAAAGCAUUUAAGAGAAAACAUAUUAAAACAAAUAGUCUAUACAUGUGCCUAACCUCCUCUAACACUUACUUACUAUUCCCUGCAAGCUGGGGAGCAUCCCAAAUACCUCAGAUACACCUGUGAGGCCUGUUCCCUAUUCCAUGUCAAUCUGUUCCACCAAUACACAGCUUAGGCACAACUCAUCCCUUACUUUUUCUCCAGAGAGUCACUUCAAGCAUUUAGUAUCCCUUUGCUCUCUAGUCUCCUAGUUUUGGCCAAAUAGCUGUGCAACUAGGCUGGAGGCUGCACAUCUUCACAGGUAAUAGCUUGACAAUUCUCUUGUAAUAGCCUUCAAAUGUUUACCAAGAGCAGUUCUCUCUAGACCUAUUGUGUUGCCUUUCCCCAAAUAAGAUAUACUGAAAAAUACCUAAUUUCAUUGGAAUGCCUAAUAAUCCAAUAAAAGUAUGCAAUAAUUCUACCUAACUAAUCAAUCAAUUACAUACUGUCGCAGGGCACCUCGGUACCCCUGCUCCUAGAGUGGAGAAACUGCCAGGGAGCGAGUGAGCGCGCCCUGGCCUGACAUGACGAGCCCAGCUGAGGCUGGCUCAGGCAACGAGUGCAGCUGCGGGUUGCCGGAGCAACCAAGGGGAACCAGCUGCCUGUAGGGGGCAGGGCCUGGCCCUUAUAAAGCUCAGGGCUGAGGCCAGGCUGGCAGUUCUCUGCCAGCAGCCAGAGAGGCAGGAGCUCCCUCAGCUGAGAUAUGGAAAGGAGCAUGACUCGCAAGUACAGCUCGUGAUAGCCCUGAGAGGAUGGGGCACUAUGGUUUAGCCAGGGAGCUUUAGGUUUGUGUUAUAGCCAGGAGGCUCUAGUUUACGUUUGGCUCUGUAUAUUACACCCGGAGGCUUGGGCGAGGCUGUAGGUGUUGGAGGAGGCCUCAAUUACUCGCACGCCAGUGCGUGAGCAGCUGGCAGCGAGGAGCGCGGCCAGUGGGUCACGGGCGCAACCCGAAGGUUGCGGACGGGGACUGAGACCCCAGAUUGUGUGUGGGGGGGAACAUAGCCCCCUGUAUAGUGCCAGGGAAGGUGCAGCUCGCACGCCACUGCGCGAGCAGCUGGUGGCGAGGAGCGCGGCCAGUGGGUCACGGGCGCAACCCGUAGGUUGCGGACGGGGACCGAGAUCCUGGAUUGCGUGUGGGGGAACAUAGCCCCCGGCCCCAGGAAAGGGGCGGUAUUACUGAGUAGCCCAGUGCGGGCACGGCGAGCCCCAGAGAGGGGGAACGCCCUUGUACAGUAUUGAGUAGCCCAGUGUGGGCGUGGCGAGCCCCGGAGAGGGGGAACGCCAUUGUGUAUUAUCGAGUAGCCCAGUGUGGGCGCGGCGAGCCCCAGAGAGGGGGAACGCCAUUGUGUAUUAUCGAGUAGCCUAGUGUGGGCGCACGGGCAUAGCGAGCCCAGCCACAGGCUAGUGCGGCAAUACCCCUCAGACCAAGGCAGGGCGCUGCGGUUGCCCCUGAGAAGACAGGGAGUAGCAGCACAGUGAGCCAGAGUCAGGGAGGGUGUCCGUGCGGUUGGCCCAUAGGACCGGAGGCCCGCUAGAGAGUCCCGGAGCUGAACCACACCGGCAGGGGAGGCCCAGAGUGGGCUAGACGAGAGUCCCAGCAAGAGGCUGGGCAUGAGAGAGGAGGCCCGGGAAGCGGGCGUAUAGACUGAAUAACGUCCAUUACAUCUGAGAGGCUUGGGGCGUGGUAUCAGGGGAGGUAGGAGCCAUGCAUAGCCCAUAAGGCUAGGGCGCUUGGGUAGCGCCCAUUGUACGGGGAGACCCAUGAGGGGUCCAGGAGCUGACAGGCCCGAGGAAACACAAGGCAGCCUCCCUAUUACAUAUUCGAUCAAGACGUGGCGGGCGAGAAUGGAGGGUGCCCUCGGGCCGGACUAGCGCAGUGAGAGGGCCUCAAGGAGAUCACGGCCCUCCGCAAGGACCCCGCCGGGACACAUACCAUUUAUACAGCUGGGCUACAUUCAUUUAUUUAAGGCAAAAAAGGACCAAUGAAUGCUUUCAUAACAGAAGCCCUUUCAUGUUAUGCAGUUACUCAUACAUUCAGCCAGAUUACCCAUAUUGAAAAAAACCUUCUAAUCUUUAUACAAACAUACCCAUCAAAGUAUCCAUCACUUUCCUGUUUUUUUUUAUAAGAAUUUAAUGUUUAAUGAGAGUUUCAUGAGGUUUGAUAAGUGAAUGCAUGGGGAAACGAUCAAUGUACAACUAUAUUAUUUAUUGUGACUAUUACAGAUGUAAGCUCCUCACUUUCUUUGGAUUGAUCAGUGUUUUAUUCCUUGAGGUGCCCUUCAAAACCAACAAGAUUAGCAUUCAGUAAGGUACUAUUUAAUGUGAAUGCAAGUGGCAGCACCAGGAUCUUAGUAACUGUCAAAGAAAGAAAUAGAAGAGUGUACAGCAGGACACUUUUCUUCUUAUAACUGAACAGUGAAGGUGAAUUUCCUGUUUCUGGAAGAAAGAAAGGUACCAAGAUUGGUUCCAAUAAGUGUUACACUGGUAUAUGUAAAAUAAAAAAAAAAAUUAAAAUGCAAAAGGUACCACAAUGAGUUCCAUUUAACAAGGGUUAAUUUAAAGUGUUGUACUUAUUUUUAAAGUGUUGUAAAGCUGUGAACUUCUGUUAAGUCCUGGCAAUAAAAUGUUUUAAA
Molecule: messenger RNA, 6641 nt
Organism: Alligator mississippiensis (American alligator)
Lineage: Eukaryota; Metazoa; Chordata; Crocodylia; Alligatoridae
Gene: IL18RAP
Product: interleukin 18 receptor accessory protein
Exons: 10
Coding region: 5-1768 (587 amino acids)
Biological process (GO): interleukin-18-mediated signaling pathway
Molecular function (GO): interleukin-18 receptor activity
Source: RefSeq, a predicted model, not a curated record